Molecule: messenger RNA, 882 nt
Organism: Lactuca virosa
Lineage: Eukaryota; Viridiplantae; Streptophyta; Magnoliopsida; Asterales; Asteraceae
Source: the annotation of a GenBank genome assembly
AUGAAGAAAGUCUUUGAACAAGAAUUCAUUUAUAAAACUCAAAAUGAAGAUGAAGAAAAAAGCGAUGAGAAUUUGAAUGAACAUGAAAUAAAGAAUCAACCAAUCAUGGAAGGAGAUGAAAGCAGUGAAGAUGAACACAUGAAGAAAGAAAUAAAAAAUGAAAAACUUGAUGAAGGAGAAAGUUAUGAUUCAGAAGAAACAGAAUGUGACAAUAAUAUCUUGGGAAUUGAAGAUGAUGAAGACAAAAAAAGAGAAGUAGGAAAAAGAUUAAAAAAACCAUCACUGAAGCUAUCUUCUCCUUAUAAUAAAAAAGAGGUUUGUGCAUCAAAAUUUGUAGAUCCAGAUGAAGUAAAAGUAUCAGAUAGAAUUUUUUCCAGAAUUGGUAAUAGCAGUGAGAAGGUAUUUCAGACUAAGAGAGGUUAUGUGCUUGGAAGAGGAAUGAUUGAAACAAUGCAGGCAGGAUUAUGGGUACAUGCACAUGUCAUUGAUGCUUGGACUGAUAUUUUGAACUAUGAAGAAAAGCUUAAAUCAAAUUCUACAGUGAAUCGGUAUUUCUUUGAUACAUCAAUGGUGAGACAGUUCAUAUUUGACAAAUAUAUCCCUUUCAAUGAAAGAUUUGAUAAAUUUGAGUCAAAUAUCAAAGAUGCAAUGAAAAAGGACAAAGAACUUCUGACAUUUGAAAAAGUUCACUUGGUGUUUUUCCCAGUUCAUCAAAAAAAUCACUUUUACAUCAUCUGCAUAAACUUAGAGGAACCAGCGGUUGAUGUCAUUGACAAUAGGAAUUCAGUUGCAAAGUUUCCUAGAGCUUAUCGUGAUGCACCUAAUGAAUUGGUACUUGAUGAGGGUCAAUCACAAAUCAGCUUCAACUUUGGAGGGUGUUGA